This is a messenger RNA of Racocetra fulgida, 3685 nucleotides long. Lineage: Eukaryota; Fungi; Glomeromycota; Glomeromycetes; Diversisporales; Gigasporaceae. The record is from the annotation of a GenBank genome assembly.
AUGGACGGCGAUUCUCAGCCGACUAAAGUCUUUGAUAGGCACGCAAGCUUACAGAGUGCUCAAAUAAUUAAUUAUCGCGUGAAUUCGGAUGAAAAAUGGAUGGUGCUUGUUGGCAUAUCAGCUGAGGAUGGAAGGGUUGCCGGUCAUAUGCAACUGUUUUCUAAGGAACGUCAAGUCAGUCAGCCAAUUGAAGGUCAUGCUGCUGCAUUCGCCACUUUAUUGUUAGAAAAUGAUGAAAAUCCUCAAUUUGCUAAAAGAACAGUUGAUGUCUUUUUCCCUGCGGAAGCUAGUACUGAUUUUCCUGUCGCUAUGCAAGUUCUAUCCGUAUGCGUAGAUGAGAAUAAUAUAAUUCCUUACAUAAUGACGACGCUCAAUAAUCCUGACCUAGCUGUGAGAGUUGCUACAAGAUGUAAUUUACCGGGUGCUGAAGAAUUGUAUGUUAAAAAGUUUAUGGAACUAUACGCAGCUGGACAGUAUAAUGAAGCGGCUAAAGUUGCAGCUAACGGACCGAGACCUGGCACAUUAUCGCCAAUCUUACAAUAUUUUGGUAUCAUUUUGGAAAAAGGAGAGCUCAACAAGUAUGAAUCACUUGAACUUGCGCGACCUGUUUUGGCGCAAGGCCGCAAGCAAUUACUUGAAAAAUGGCUAAAAGAAGACAAAUUAGAAUGUAGCGAGGAACUUGGAGAUAUUGUUCGUCAAUACGAUCUUACCUUAGCUUUAUCAGUAUAUCUUCGUGCUAAUGUCCCGAACAAGAUCGUCCUCUACGCGAAAAAAGUCGGGUUUCAACCAGAUUAUCCUUCUCUCUUGCAAAAAAUUAUGCGACUUGAUCCUGACAAAGGUGGAGAAUUCGCUGCUAUGUUGGCUACUGAUGAGAGUGGACCUUUAGUCGAUAUCGAACGAAUUGUUGAUGUUUUUAUGUCACAAAACUUGAUUCAACAAGCAACAUCGUUUUUAUUGGAUGCUCUAAAAGAUAAUAAACCGGAACAAGCACAUUUACAAACUCGAUUACUUGAAAUGAAUCUUAUGCAUGCCCCGCAAGUUGCUGAUGCAAUUCUUGGCAAUGAAAUGUUUAGCUAUUACGAUAAACCAUCUAUCGCCUCACUUUGUGAAAGGGCCGGUUUACUCCAAAGAGCGUUAGAACACUACACUGAUAUCAACGACAUUAAACGAGUUAUUGUUCAUACUCAAUCAUUAAAUACUGAUUUUGUCAUCAAUUACUUUGGUAAUUUAUCUGUCGACCAAUCAUUGGAUGUGUUGAAAGAAAUGCUUAAAGUGAAUAUUAGGCAGAACUUGCAAAUAGUUGUGCAAAUUGCCACUAAAUAUUCGGAACAAUUGCAACCUUUGAAUUUGAUUCAAUUUACAGAUCCCGAUGUGGUUUUUAAAUAUAUUCAAGCCGCUGUAAAGACUGGUCAAAUUAAAGAGUAUAUAGAAGUUUAUGUUCAAAAAGUUAAUUCUGCUCGUACUCCUGCUGUAGUUGGUGGUCUUCUCGAUGUUGACUGUGAUGAAAUAGUUAUCAAGAAUCUUUUAUCAUCUGUUACUGGUCAUGUACCUGUUGAUCAGCUUGUUCAAGAAGUUGAAAAACGCAAUCGCCUUAAGUUACUUUUACCAUGGCUAGAACAGCGUGUUAAUGAAAAUUCUCAGGAUCCAGCUGUUUUUAAUGCUUUAGCCAAGAUAUAUAUUGAUAGUAAUAAUAAUCCUGAGGCCUUUUUAAGAGAGAAUACACUUUACGAUUCUUUAGCAAUUGGAACAUAUUGUGAAAAGCGUGAUCCAUAUCUCGCAUUUAUCGCAUAUCAACGUGGACAAUGUGAUCAUGAACUCGUCAAAGUUACAAAUGAGAAUUCCAUGUUUAAACAUCAAGCUCGCUAUUUGAUAAAACGUCGUGAUCUAACGCUUUGGGCUCAUGUUCUGGAUCCGAAUAAUAUGUACCAAUCUAUUGAUCCAGAAGAUGUUUCUGUUACUGUUAAAGCAUUCAUGGCUGCUGACUUACCAAUCGAAUUGAUAGAAUUACUAGAAAAGCUUAUUUUAGAUAAUACUGCCUUCAUGAUGGAUUUCAUAAAUAAACUUAGUAAUUUUGAUGCUCCAGAUGUUGCUGAAAUUGCUGUUAAAAAUGGACUUUUUGAAGAAGCUUUUACAAUAUAUAAAAAACAUGAUGAAAAUACUAGUGCAAUUAAUGUAUUGAUAGAACAUAUUGGUAGCAUUGACCGAGCAUCUGAAUUUGCAGAAAGUUGUAAUAAUCCAGAAGUUUGGAGUCGUUUGGCUAAGGCACAAAUUGAAGGUUUAAGAAUUAAGGAUUCAAUUGAUUCAUAUAUUCGUGCUGAUGAUCCAAGUAACUUUAACGAAGUUAUAGAUAUUUCAUCACGUGCUGGUAAACAUGAAGAACUCGUUAAAUAUUUGCAAAUGUGCCGUAAAAAACUUCGUGAACCUGUCGUUGAUAGAGUUGGAGAUCGAUGUUAUGAUGAGGGCUUGUAUGCAGCGGCUAAAAUAUUGUUCCAAAGCAUUUCAAAUUGGGCUCGAUUAGCUUCUACGCUUGUACACCUAGGAGAAUACCAAGCUGCUGUUGAUAGUGCACGAAAGGCUAGCAAAUUCCGUCUCGCACAUAUCUGUGGUCUUAGUCUAAUUGUUCACGCGGAAGAAUUACAAGAUAUAAUUCGCCGAUAUGAAUAUAACGGUUAUAUAGAUGAAAUCUUAUCUUUGCUCGAAGCAGGUCUUGGAUUAGAAAGAGCACAUAUGGGGAUGUUUACUGAAUUGGCGAUCUUAUACACUAAAUAUCGUCCGGAAAAAACAGAUGAGCAUCUACGACUUUUCUGGUCACGUCUUAAUAUUUCAAAGGUUAUUCGAGCUUGUGAUGAAGCACAUUUAUGGAAGGAGAUGGUUUUCCUAUAUGAGAACUAUGAUGAAUUUGAUAAUGCAGCUCUUGCAAUGAUGAAUCAUGCAGCAGAUGCUUGGGAACAUUCCCGUUUUAAGGACAUUAUUGUUAAAGUCAGCAAUGUUGAAAUUUAUUACAAGGCGUUAAAAUUCUAUAUGGAUGAACACCCUCUCCUGCUUAAUGAUUUAUUGGUUGCACUUACUCCACGAAUUGAUCACACUAGAGUUGUUCAGAUGUUUCAUAAAGCUGAUAAUUUGCCAUUAAUAAAAUCUUAUUUGAUAUCUGUUCAAGAAACAAAUAAUGAAGCUGUAAACGAUGCUUAUAAUGACAUAUUAAUUGAAGAAGAAGAUUAUAAAUCUUUACGUGAUUCUAUUGAUAGUUUUGAUAAAUUUGACAACAUAAGUCUUGCUAAAAGGCUCGAAAAACACGAACUUCUUGAAUUUCGACGUAUUGCUGCUCAUCUAUACAAAAAAAAUAAACGUUGGGCACAAUCUAUUUCUUUAUCUAAAGAGGACCGCCUUUUCAAAGAUGCUAUUGAAACAGCUAGUGAAUCUCGAUCAACAGAAAUUGUUGAUGAACUUUUGGAAUAUUUUGUACAGAUUGGGAAUAAGGAAUGCUUUACUGCAUGUCUUUAUACAUGUUAUGAUCUUGUCCGUCCUGAUGUGGUCCUGGAAUUGGCUUGGAGACACGGUCUCUCUGAUUUCGCUAUGCCAUAUCUAAUUCAAGUUAUGCGUGAAUUCUCUACAAAGAUUGAUAUGUUGGAGAAGGCUAAUGAUGAUAGAACAAAACGAGAACAGGAACGCGAAAAGAGUGAAAGUG